Molecule: messenger RNA, 1759 nt
Organism: Colias croceus (clouded yellow)
Lineage: Eukaryota; Metazoa; Arthropoda; Insecta; Lepidoptera; Pieridae
Product: putative inorganic phosphate cotransporter
Exons: 9
Coding region: 86-1639 (517 amino acids)
Biological process (GO): transmembrane transport; monoatomic anion transport
Molecular function (GO): transmembrane transporter activity
Source: RefSeq, a predicted model, not a curated record
CACGAGUUUUGUGUGGAUCGCUACCAUCAAGCCUUUACGAAUUCAAUUAAUUUUGGGUUCAGAACAAUAGAGUUUGUGUGCCAAAAUGUUGACGGGCUGGCGACUUGCUCUGUCGAAAUUGUUCAUAAUACCGCAGCGGUAUGUAUUGGCUAUAAUGGCGUUACUGGCCAUAGCCAACGCGUAUACCAUGCGCGUCUGCCUGAACCUGGCCAUCACGCAGAUGGUCUGGAAGAAGGAGGCAGUGGAAGGCGACGCCCACUAUGAUCCCAAUGCGUGUCCUGACCAGGAUGCUAUAACUAACACGACCAUGACAUUGUCGGAAUUUUUGUUACGGGCGGCUGAUGAUGGUACGAUAAAAUUCGAAUGGAGCGAAGCCACCCAAGGUUUAGUGCUCAGUUCGUUCUACUAUGGAUACGUGAUAACUCACUUGCCUGGCGGAAUAUUGGCGGAGAAGUUUGGUGGCAAGUGGGUACUGGGUUUGGGGUUAUUGUCCACUGCUCUAUGUACGUUCAUCACCCCGUAUGCAGUGAAAACAGGAGGAGCUACCGCUCUCUUUAUAUUGAGAGUUGUGGAGGGGCUUGGAGAGGGUCCAACAAUGCCCGCCUUAAUGGCUAUGGUAUCAAAAUGGGCUCCGAAAAAUGAGAGAGCUCGAAUGGGGGCUAUCAUUUUCGGAGGUGCCCAAAUUGGAAACAUCGGUGGAUCUUAUUUCUCCGGUCUUAUAAUGCAUAAUGGUAGCUGGGAGAAUGUCUUCUAUUUGUUUGGUGGUUUUGGACUGCUUUGGUUCAUUAUUUGGAUUUUCUUAUGCUACAGUACUCCAAAUACCCAUCCCUUCAUAUCGGACAGUGAGAAGAAAUUCCUGAACGAAAAUGUGGACGCUCUUAUUCACAGUGAGAAACAGAAAUUAGACCCUGUGCCCUGGAAGGCCCUUUUGCGAUCAGUCCCUCUGUGGUCCUUGAUUAUAGCCGCUAUCGGUCAUGAUUGGGGAUACUUCACAAUGGUCACUGAUCUACCAAAAUACAUGACAGAUGUAUUGAAAUUCAAUAUAAAAUCAGCGGGAAUAUUAUCUGCGGCUCCGUAUGCGGCUAUGUGGAUAGCUUCCUUCUUCUUUGGUACGGUGUGCGACUUCUGUGUGAAGAGAGGCUUUCACAAUAUACAGAAUGCGAGAAAAAUAUACACAACUAUCGCUGCCACGGGUCCCGGUAUAUGCAUCAUCCUAGCCUCCUACUCUGGCUGCAACACAACCCUCGCUGUGUUCUGGUUCAUUGCCGCCAUGACGCUCAUGGGAGCUUACUACAGUGGAAUGAAGAUUAAUGCUUUGGACAUCACGCCUAACUACGCUGGUACCACCACCGCUUUGGUGAACGGUAUAGCUGCUAUUUCGGGCAUCAUCUCACCGUAUUUGAUUGGACUAUUAACACCACAAUCUACCCUCAAACAAUGGCGAGUGGCGUUCUGGGUUUGUCUCGGGGUGUUGGUAGUCACCAACGUGGUUUACUUGCUGUUCGCGAAAGGUGAACAACUCUGGUGGGAUGACGUCAAGAAACAUGGCUACCCUGAAGGCUGGAAACAUGGUCCCUUGCCCAUGAGAGAUCAAGACUCUGAGGAACAUAAAAAAGAAGAAAAGAGCGAAAAGAAAUGAUUUUACUACGACUGACUCUAGUGUAAAUAUUAUUUAUUAAUACAAUAAUUUAUAAGUAAGGAACGAUUUCUCUUGGCGCUUGUUUGUAUGUAUGUUUUGUUAAUAAAAAAUGAAAAUUAA